This is a messenger RNA of Xenopus laevis (African clawed frog), 897 nucleotides long. Its product is annotated as beta-2-glycoprotein 1. NCBI's taxonomy places the organism in Eukaryota, Metazoa, Chordata, Amphibia, Anura, Pipidae. The transcript has 6 exons. The record is from RefSeq and is a predicted model, not a curated record. The coding region runs from base 24 to 884 and encodes 286 amino acids.
CUCACUUUGUUGGCAGAAAGCAGAUGCCAUUGGGGGCACAAAAAAACAUGGAUAUUAUAGUUUUGGCCAUCGCUAUCCUCCAAGUGUCGUCAGUCUUCAGUGAGCAAGAUGUUUGGAAUACAUGUCCUACGAGGAAUGAAAACCCAGUGGGGCAGACUUGCCAGAAGGCUUGCACACAUCAUGGGGAAUGCGCAGGAAAGCGACAGUGCUUAUGCGACGGUGACUGCGGCAUGAGUUGUAUCUUAAUCCGCAGUUGCCCUUGGCCUGUAGCUAUAGAGAAUGCCGAGACGAGGCUCGUGACAGAAUCGAAAAACUUUGGGGACGAGAUGUUAGUAAUGUGCCAGCCUGGAUUCAAAAUGGCAGCUGGACAAGAGAUGACACUUAGCCGUUGUCAAGGAGACAGGAAGUGGAGUGUAACCGCAGCCUGUGAAGAAACGUUUUGCCCACCCCCUCCAGAGAUUAAAGAUGGUUAUCUCGUGGCAGUUAAAAAGCAAGAGUAUGAGGUAUCUGAGGUGAUCUAUUAUUUGUGCCAAAAGACCUUCUAUCUGGAUGGUUCCAACAGUGUUACCUGCCAGACUAACGGCACAUGGUCACAGACCCCACUGUGCAGAGCUCGGUGUAAAAUACCUGCACAGAGGAGCCGGGUGUUGUACAAUGGAAAGAAGUUGUGGAUCACAGAAAUCCCUGAGGCUCUAGUGACUCACUUUGAAGAAGUCACAUUUUUCUGCCGAAAUAAGAACCAACAGUGCAGCUAUCCCGCUCCAUCCCGAUGUUUCGAUGGAGUAUUGCCGGUCCCAGAGUGCUAUGAAGAGCCCACAUGGAUACAGUACAAUUUCUUCCCCAAAAAUGUUGUGUCGGAAAUAACGUCAUGCCAAGAAUCCUAAAAGAGCUCAAGGA